AUGCGGGCGCUACGGCUGGUUGCAGCAAGAAAGAAGGACAAAUCGUGUGAUGAUCGCAAGGAGGACUUUUGCGAUUGUCACCGUGGUACCGAUACCUCCCCCCACGCAGACGUUCUCUUUACCAACCUUUUGGCCUCACAGGCUACAGCUGCUGGCCUACUGCGCUACGAACCAGGAAGCUUGGGCCUGGUUGUGCUGCUGGAGUUGAAGACUUUCCGCACCCCUCUUUUCCACCUGGAAUCAGCUGGCGCGCUGAACCCUGCCCACGACUCGACCAUUCCCGCGGCAACAGCACAAAGAUUAAUUGAGCCUUUCUGCCACACCCGCAGCGGUGCACGUCAUAGGCUGGCGCACACCGACCGCUCACCUCCGCCCCUCACCAUGGUGUACCUACCGUAUGGCCCAUUCGAAGCGCCGACGAAUUGGAAUGUCGUAUCUGUACAGCAUCGGGAUCUAUCGCAGUUUCGCUCAGUUGCUGGAAAGGACUAG
Messenger RNA from Colletotrichum higginsianum IMI 349063, 489 nucleotides. RefSeq lists its product as uncharacterized. NCBI's taxonomy places the organism in Eukaryota, Fungi, Ascomycota, Sordariomycetes, Glomerellales, Glomerellaceae. The record is from RefSeq and is a predicted model, not a curated record. The coding region runs from base 1 to 489 and encodes 162 amino acids. The transcript is spliced from 2 exons.